AUGCAAAGAAAAAAGCAAUUAACUCGUAGAGAAGAUGAAAAGCCUAAAACUCAGGAUCAAAAUAAUUUCCUGAUGCCAUCACCAAAUCCGCAACUCGGAAAUUCUAAUAGCGAAAAUAACCAAUCUACAAGUGAUUCUAGUAGUUUUGCUUCCUCAACAGUUGCGCCUUCGUCUUUAAGUUUUCUUGAGGGCUCGGACAACAUAUCGCCUAAUCGAGGUCCAAAAGAUCCCGAGAAUAAAUAUAUGGAGAGAAUAGCAUUAACUUCUGCUUUUAUUGAAGGAGCUACGACCAAAAUAACGGAUGCCGUUUCUACAGUUCAUCCUGUGGUGGCUAAUAAUGAACUAAUAAAAAGGUUUAUUCCAUUUGUAAGUGAUGCAUGCAAAAUUAUCCUAUCAAUAAUAGACAUUUACAAAGCCGCUGAACAUAACAAAUCCAUUUGUGGCGCCAUCCUUGAUCGUGUAUACGUGGCUGAAGCUGUAAUUAAAUACCUUCACAUUCGUAGAGAUCAGAAGACGGAGUUUUUUAAUGAGAAAAACAUUAAAAUCGUCGAAAAUCUAAUAAAAUGUAUGAAGGAGAUGGAAAAGUUUUGCAAAGAUGUGUCUAAGGUGACAGGAUGGAAAAAAUAUCUAAAUGCUAAGCUCAUUGAUCAAGAUUUCAAAGAAUUGACAAGUAGAUUUGAAAUGUACAUGAAAACGUUACAUUUCGUUAUCAGCGUAGAAACAAAUACCCAGGCGAGAAAAGAAAGAAAAUUAAUAAAGCAAGAUAUUAAGAACACGAAAGAGUAUUUGAAAAUGAUUAACUACAAUAUCUCCCAGGCGAUCGAAAUUCAAGAAGCGAAUGAGGCUUAUAAGAGGCACAAAAAUUAUGACAUUAAGCCUUCGGAACCACUUAAUAUUUUGAAUUAUGAGCUUAUACAGAAAAUUCCCAAAACUAAAGUUGAACUUCGUAGACGAAAUUUUGAUCAUCAACUUUUUGCCUUUAAACUGAUACCCGACGUUAUCCCUCUCUCUUCUAAUUCAGCCGAAACGCAAGAGGAAACGGCAGAAAUGCAAAAUGAUC
This is a messenger RNA of Acaulospora morrowiae, 1060 nucleotides long. The record is from the annotation of a GenBank genome assembly. Lineage: Eukaryota; Fungi; Glomeromycota; Glomeromycetes; Diversisporales; Acaulosporaceae.